CUUCUCUUCAUCUAAUCCAGGUCAUACGAAAGAAAAGGCCUUUGGAGAACCAAGAGAUCUGUUGGCUGCAUUUGGAUCUGUUGAUAGAGAGAGAAAAAAAUAUGGAGAAACAACACCCAGAAGAUCAAGGAGCUGAAAAAGUUGGGGAGACCGGGCCAAGAACCGGACAGAAGAUCCUGAAGGAGAAAGCCAUCAGUUCAGAGGUCCAGAGCUGGCACUUCGGGAGCAUCCAGUACCAAGAGUCUAAGGGUCCCCGAGAGAUUUGCAGCCAUCUCCACCACCUUUACCGUCAGUGGCUUCAGCCAGAAAGACACACGAAGGCUCAGAUGUUGGACCUAGUGAUCCUGGGGCAACUCCUGGCCCGUCUGCCCCUGCAGAUGGAGGGCUGGAUCUGGGAGUGUGGAGUAGAGACUAGUUCCCAAGCGGUGGCCCUGGCAGAAGGCUUCCUCUUAAGCCAGGCAGAGGAGGAGAAGCAGGAAGAGUCACAGGUCCCGGGAAGCUUCUUGGAGACAGUCAUGGAAAAUCCAGAGGAAGGGAGGGAGCUCUUUCUCAGAGGCGGCUCUAGGGAAGAUCAGCGUUGUGACUCUUCAGCAGACAGUGGGAUGACGUCCGUGGUGUUUGUAGGAUCUGCUCCUUCUUCUACCAUCUUUGAAAGAGCAGGUGGACCUCCAAGUCAGGGUCUCGUGUCCUUUGAGGAGGUGGCUGUGUAUUUCUCUGAGGAGGAAUGGUCCCAUCUGGAUGCUGGUCAGAAAGCCCUCCAUUGGGAGGUGAUGCUGGAGAAUUCAAAGAAUGUCGCCUUUGUGGAAAGAGCACAUGGGAGAGAGGGGAGAAAUUGCAACCAACAAUUCCAUGCACAUCAUCCUGAAGAAGAAGAUAAAGAGAAGUUGGCCAACGAAAUGGGAUCAAAAAGUUUGGAGAAGAAGCAACUCACCGAGGGAAUAAAUAAAAAAUCCAUUUCCCCAUGUGCUCCCGUUCAAGACUUUCUCGCCGAGCAAAAGCAUCAAGAAAAAAAGAAGAGAAAAUGUGCGGGGGAAAACUUGAAAGCAUGCGAAGAUAGAUUUGAUGUAAGCAAACCUUACAGGAGCCACCUGAUGGGAGAAAAAUAUCCCUACGGGGAGGUGAAAAAAUAUUCAGAUUGGACUUUCUCUACACACGGACACAUCAAUGUGGAAGAAAAGAUACAUAGCUGCAGGGAAUGUGAAGAAAGCUUUGUCAGCAACCAUUCCCUCAUUUCCCACCAAAUAACCGACGCAGGAGUGAAACCCUAUAAAUGCACGGAGUGUGGAAAGAGCUUCAGAAAAAGCGGAUACCUUACUUGUCAUCGAAGGAUCCACACAGGAGAGAAACCCUUCAAAUGCACAGAGUGUGGAAAGACCUUCAGCAAGAACAGUACCCUGACUUCCCAUACCUGGAGCCAUUCGGGAGAGAAGCCGUAUCAAUGCCCGGACUGUGGAAAGAGCUUCCGGUGGCACAGUCAGCUGACUUCCCAUAAAAGGAUCCACACAGGGGAAAAACCCUAUGAAUGCUCAGAGUGUGGGAAGAGUUUCUGCACGAGCAGCAGCCUCACUUCCCAUAAAAGGUGCCACUCCGUCCCCGUCGAGAAACCGUACAAAUGCCUAGAAUGUGGAAAGAGCUUCCGGGGUAGCAACGCCUUCGUUAAUCACAAAAGGAUCCACACUGAGAAGAAGCCGUACAAGUGCACGGAGUGUGGGAAAAUAUUCCAAAAGAAAUGUUCCCUUGCUUCCCAUAGAAGUAUCCACACAGGGGAGAAACCCUACAAAUGCUUGGAGUGCGGUAAGACCUUCCGGGAAAAUGGAUCGCUGACUUCUCACAAAAGGAUUCACCAAGGGGAGAGACCCUAUAAAUGCACAGAGUGUGGGAAGAGCUUUAGCAAAAGCUGGAACCUGAUUGCCCACAAAAGGAGCCACUCGGGCGAGAAACCGUAUAAGUGUAUGGAAUGCGGGGAGAGCUUUAUGUGGAACAGUCAGUUUACAUCGCACAAAAGUCUCCACACGGGGGAGAAACCGUAUAAAUGCGCAGACUGUGGGAAGGGCUUCAGCAAUAUCAGUCACCUGACUUCUCACAAAAGGAAACAUACGGGGGAGAAACCAUAUAUAUGUGCGGCGUGUGGGAAGAGCUUCAAACAUAACAGUUCCCUGACUUUCCACGAGAGGAUUCACACUGGGGAGAAACCAUAUAAAUGCACAGUGUGGCAAGAGCUUCCAUGAAAAGAGAUCUCUUCGUUCUCAUAAACUCAUCCACACAGGACAAAACCCAUAUAAUUCCUUGGAUCAUAGGAACGGCUUUAGAAAGAGCAAUUCCCUUAUUUCUCAUCAAGGUAUCCACUCAGGUGAGAACUCAUAGAAAUAUUAGCUUUACUUGGUUCCAUCCUUAUGUCUGUUCUUGGCCUGAACUAUGCAAAGUUCUUCCUCUGACUCCUGAAUUCAACUUGUACACCGCCCAACUCAACGAUUCGGCGAGAUUCUCAAGAAAACAAAAUUAUAAAGCUAUAAAAACAAUGCAACCAUAACAGAAGUUUAAAGGUCAAGGUAAACGUUCCCCUCACACAUAUGUGCUAGUCAUUCCUGACUCUAGGGGGCGGUGCUCAUCUCCGUUUCAAAGACAAAGAGCCAGUGCUGUCCGAAGACGUCUCCUUGGUCAUGUGGCCAGCAUGACUGAAUGGCAAAGGUGCACGGAACGCUGUUACCUUCCUACCAAAGGUGGCCCCUAUUUUUCUACUUGCAUUUUUUACGUGCUUUGGAACUGCUAGGUUGGCAGAAGUUGGGACAAGUAACGGGAGCUCACCCUGUUACGCAGCACUAGGGAUUCGAACUGCUGAAUUGCCUACCUUUUGAUCGACAAGUUCAGUGUCUUAGCCACUGAGCCACCACAUUUCUCAACAGAAGAAUACAUUCAUCCAAAUGCUUAUAAACUUGAUAGUAGCAAAUAUGGAAAGAUUUAAUUUCUUGAAGAAAACUUAAAACAGAAUCCUGCUCAUUUAUUUAAAUUUUGAGUAUUUCACCCUGUUCUUAAAAGAACAAAGGAAUUGCCUUUUUAAGCAUCUCAAAUUCUGGAGUAUUUCAUUCUUUGUGUUCAGACUUGUCGUAUUAUAUUCUUUGGCUCAGUUUUUGUUAACAGCGAUGACUCAUAUCCGAGAUUCCCAAAACGUACCAGCAAUGAGUAUGACGACUUAACACAUAUAGAUUUCACAGAAGAUAAUGUUGGAAAAGCUCUUCAUAACUUGAAACCAUUGCUAUCUAUUGGACCCGAUGGACUAUGUGCAUACUUCUUAAAAAAACUUUCCACUAAUAUAGCAGAACCCCUAAGCAUAACCUUUGAUAAAGCUUUUACUACCGGUUUUCUUCCUAAACUUUGGUCACUAGCCACAGUCAUCCCAAUCUUCAAAAAAGGAGACCCCAGCUUAGUCGAAAAUUACAGACCAAUCUCUGUGUGCUGCGUCACCUGCAAAGUCAUGGAAUCAAUCAUCAACCAAUCCAUCACCUCACACUUAGAAACAAACAACCUACUCUCUAAUAAACAAUUUGGUUUCAGGAAAAAAUUAUCAUGCAACUUACAACUUCUCCACUGUAAAAACAUACGGACUACAAAUCUUGAUCAAGGCAAAACAAUAGAUGCAAUCUACAUAGACUUCUGCAAAGCUUUCGACUCAGUAGUACAUGAUAAACUUCUCCUAAAACUAAAAUCCUAUGGCAUUUCAGGACCCCUUCACAAUUGGAUAUCUGCUUUUCUGUCUAACAGACAACAAGUGGUCAAAAUUGGCAAUGCUCUAUCAAAUCCUGUUCCUGUCAAGAGUGGCGUUCCUCAAGGCAGCGUUCUUGGACCAACACUCUUCAUAAAUGAUCUUUGUGACCAUAUCUCAAGUAAUUGUGUUCUCUUUGCUGACGAUGUCAAACUAUUUAACACCACAGACAAUACAUCUACCAUUCAAAAAGACCUUGAUCAUCUAACUGCUUGGUCUAAAACUUGGCAACUGCAAAUCUCAACCCGCAAAUGCUCAGUCUUACAUAUUGGAAAAAAGAACCCAAACACUAAGUACAUACUUGAUGGACAUUACCUUGCAGAUGACCCCCACCAUGUUAAAGACCUUGGAGUUUUCAUAUCAAAUGAUCUAAGUGCCAAAGCCCACUGCAACUACAUAGCAAAAAAGGCUCUAAGAGUUGUAAACCUAAUCUUGCGCAGCUUCUUUUCCAAAAACACUACACUACUAACCAGAGCAUAUAAAACAUUUGCUAGAUCAAUUCUAGAAUACAGCUCGCCUGUCUGGAACCCUCACCACAUUUCUGACAUCAAUACAAUUGAACGUGUCCAGAAAUAUUUUACAAGAAGAGUUCUUCACUCCUCUGAAAACAACAAAAUACCUUAUCCCACCAGACUUGAAAUCCUAGGCUUAGAAAACUUGGAACUCCGUCGUCUUCGACAAGACCUAAGUUUAACUCAUAGAAUCAUCUAUUGUAAUGUCCUUCCUAUUAAAGACUACUUCAGCUUUAAUUGCAAUAAUACAAGAGCAACCAAUAGAUUUAAACUUAACGUUAACCGCUUUUAUCUAGAUUGCAGAAAAUAUGACUUCUGUAACAGAAUCAUCAAUGCUUGGAAUACUUUACCUGACUCUGUGGUCUCUUCCCAUAAUCCCAAAAGCUUUAACCAAAAACUUUCUACUACUGACCUCACCCCAUUCCUAAGAGGACCAUAAGGGGCGUGCAUAAGAGCACAAACGUGCCUACCGUUCCUGUCCUAAUGUUUUUCUUUUCUUCUUCUUAUAUAUAUAUAUGCUUAUUCUUCCUAUUAUUUACUCAUAUAUAUGUUUAUACACUUCAUAAUCUUUUCUGUAUAAUACUUAUAUAUAUUGUGGUGACAAAAUAAAAAAAUAAAAAAAUAAAAAUAAAAUUAUGGUUUUACAAGUGUGCUGUAGGAUGCCCAAAUUGUUUUAUCUAACCUGAGUUUGGAAGCACGGCAUCCAGACAGACAUUUAACAUUUUUGGCCUGAACGGCCUCCUGCAGCACUUUACCAGCCAAAACAGGGUUUUGGGGGGCCGCGCACAGCCUCCCGUGCCUUGUUUUUGUCCUCCGUGGCCUCCUGCAGGAUUCUGCCAGCCACAACCGGGUGCACACUGCCAACCAAAAACAGGCCAUGCAGAGGCCUCGUGAGCACCUCGCAGGGCCUGUUUUCAGGUUCCCUGUUGUGACCGAGGCCCAAGUAGUGAUUACCAAACACAAUUCAGUCCAGAACAAACUUAUUGUAUUAAAACAGCUGAGAAUUUUUAUUAUUUAUUUAUUUAUUUUUGAAUUUAUAUCCCGCCCUUCUCCGAAGACUCAGGGCGGCUUACACUGUGUUAAGCAAUAGUCUUCAUCCAUUUGUAUAUUAUAUACAAAGUCAACUUUUAUUGCCCCCCAACAAUCUGGGUCCUCAUUUUACCUACCUUAUUAUAAAGGAUGGAAGGCUGAGUCAACCUUGGGCCUGGUGGGACUUGAACCUGCAGUAAUUGCAAGCAGCUGUGUUAAUAAUGUCCUCUACCAUCCUCUGGAGUCCAUUUAAACUCAGGCCUACUGCUUCAGUGACUCCAUCCAUCCACGUUGUUCUCUGUCGUCCCAUUCUUCUUUUGCCCUCAAUCUUUCCCAGCAUUAGGCUCUUCUCCAGUGAGUUCUUCUUUCUCAUUAGGUGGCCAAAGUAUUUCAGUUUCAUCUUCAAGAUUUGGCCUUCUAAAGAGCAGUCAGGGUUGAUCUCCUCUAGAACUGACUUGUUUGUUCGCCUUGCAGUCCAAGGGACUCGCAGGAGUCUUCUCCAGCACCAGAGUUCAAAGGCCUCAAUUCUUUGGCGCUCAGUCUUUCUUAUGGUCCAACCUUCACACCCAUCUAUACGCACUUUUGUUGGCAGGGUGAUGUCUCUGCUUUUUAGUAUGCUGUCUAGAUUUGCCAUAGCUUUCCUCCCCAGGAGCAAGCGCCUUUUAAUUUCUUGGCUGCAGUCCCCAUCUGCGGUGAUCUUGGAGUCCAGGAAAAUAAAAUCUGUCACUACUUUUAUUUCUUCACCAUCUAUCUGCCAGGAAUUGAGAGGGCCGGAUGCCAUGAUUUUAGUUUUCUUAAUGUUGAGUUUCAAGCCAACCUUUGCACUCUCCUCCUUCACCCGCAUCAAGAGACUCUUUAGUUCCUCUUCGCUUUCUGCCAUUAGAGUACCAUCUAUCCAUUAGGGUACCGUCAAUCAAACAAUGUCGAUUGGCGACACCCACAGGGAGGGCCUUCUCCAUGGGGGCUCCGGCCCUCUGGAAUGAGCUGCCUCCGGAGUCACGUCAACUCCCCCACCUCCGGACCUUUUGACGCGAGCUGAAGACCUUCUUGUUCUAUUGUGCAGGGCUGGCCUAACGUAUUUUAAAUGUGGGUUUUUUAUGGUUUUAUCAUUGUUUUAUCCAUUUCGGCCUAAUUUGAAUUUAGAUUUUUAAAAUGUUUUUUUAAUUUUUGUAACUCUGUUUUAUUUGGCUGUAAACCGCCCUGAGUCCCUCGAGAGAAGGGCGGUAUGUAAAUUAAACUAAUAAAAUAAAUAAAAAUAAAGAUGACACAACAGUGAUUGGUCUCAUUCGAGACAAUGACAAAUCCGCAUAUAGAUGAGAGGUCGAAUGACUAGCCUUGUGGUACAACCAAAACAAUCUGGAACUGAACACACUCAAAAUCGUAGAAAUGGUGGUAGACUUUAGGAGAAACCCUUCCAUACUUCCACCUCUCACAAUACUAGACAACACAGUUUCAGCAAUAGAAACCUUUAAAUUUCUAGGUUCUAUCCUAUCACAAGAUCUAAAAUGGACAGCUAACAUCAAAAACAUCAUCAAAAAAGGACAACAAAGAAUGUUCUUUCUGCGCCAACUCAGAAAGCUCAAACUGCCCAAGGAGCUGCUGAUUCAGUUCUACAGAGGAAUUAUUGAGUCUGUCAUUUGCACCUCUAUAACUGUCUGGUUCGGUUCUGCAACCCAACAAGAAAGACACAGACUUCAGAGGAUAAUUAGAACUGCAGAAAAAAUAAUUGCUACCAACCUGCCUUCCAUUGAGGACCUGUAUAGUGCACGAAUCAAGAAGAGGGCCAUGAAAAUAUUUACAGACCCCUCGCAUCCUGGAUAUAAACUGUUUCAACUCCUACCCUCAAAACGACGCUAUAGAGCUAACAACUAGACACAAGAAAAGUUUUUUCCCGAAGUCCAUCACUCUGCUAAACAAAUAAUUUCCUCAACACUGUCAAACUAUUUACUAAAUCUGCACUACUAUUAAUCUUCUCAUCGUUCCCAUCACCAAUCUCUUUCCACUUAUGACUGUAUGACUGUAACUUUGUUGCUGGCAAUCCUUAUGAUUUAUAUUGAUAUAUUGACCAUCAAUUGUAUUGUAAAUGUUGUUCCUUGAUGAACAUAUUUUUUCUUUUAUGUACACUGAGAGCAUAUGCACCAAGACAAAUUCCUUGUGUGUCCAACCACACUUGGCCAAUAAAAAAUUCUAUUCUA
Molecule: messenger RNA, 7496 nt
Organism: Ahaetulla prasina
Lineage: Eukaryota; Metazoa; Chordata; Lepidosauria; Squamata; Colubridae
Product: zinc finger protein 331-like
Exons: 5
Coding region: 102-2228 (708 amino acids)
Biological process (GO): regulation of DNA-templated transcription
Source: RefSeq, a predicted model, not a curated record